Molecule: messenger RNA, 1121 nt
Organism: Danaus plexippus (monarch butterfly)
Lineage: Eukaryota; Metazoa; Arthropoda; Insecta; Lepidoptera; Nymphalidae
Product: glutathione S-transferase 1-like
Exons: 6
Coding region: 450-1073 (207 amino acids)
Biological process (GO): glutathione metabolic process
Molecular function (GO): glutathione transferase activity
Source: RefSeq, a predicted model, not a curated record
AGAUCACAUUAUAUAAUUACGUCUUUUGAAUAUUCAAUUAUAAUUUCCAGAGGCUAUGGGAAAAUUUUAAGAAGCUGUUGAAGCAGACCCAUUUAAAAACCAGACUUUUGUUCAGCAUGUUCAGAAUACUACAUUAAUGAACUAUGACGAUAAAAUUCAUACUAUUACAACUUAAUAGUUUAAUUACAAAUUUAUUUAAUGCUAGCAUUUGAUUAUAUGGCAUUGCUGCCAUAAUAUAUCUCUUUGAGAUAUGCAUUGUCAUUCUUAUAAGGUCUUAUAACAUUUUCCUUCAACAGAUCAUGAUUAAGUGGUGUUGGAACUAGCUUAGCUCUUGCAAUAAAAAGAGAAGAUUUUGAAAAUUCGCUUUGAACAUUUUUGGAGCAAUAGUGACAAAAUUACCCCGACUACUCCUGUACAAGAGAAAUGCCAGUCCACCGUCCAGCGCUGUCAUGAUUCUAGGUGAUAUGCUAGGAUUAAAUUUCGACUAUAGGGAACCUGAUUUAAUAAAACUGGAGCAUCGAUCUCCAGAAUUUAAGAAGAUAAACCCCAUGGCAACCAUCCCUGUGCUUCAGGAUGGAGAUGUAACUAUAUGUGAAAGUCACGCAAUUAUGAAAUACCUAGUAAAUAAAUAUGGUGGUGAGAGAUGUGAAAGGCUUUAUCCCGCUGAUUUGAGCGUCCGAGCUAACAUUGAUCAACUAAUGUUCUAUGAUGCUGGGGUCUUGUUUGUUAGGCUUAAGGUUGUCGCGCUACCAACAAUGCUUCAAGGAUUAACAGGUCCAACCAAAGAGCAAGUUGCUGAUAUUGAUGAAGGUUACACAGUACUCGAGGCCUAUUUAAAUAAACACUCGUAUAUAGCAACUGAUCAUUUAACUAUAGCUGAUUUAUCUGUUGGCACAACAACUACAGCAUUGCAGUCAAUACACAAGCUAGAUAAAAAUAGGUUUCCUCUAAGUGCAGAAUGGCUGGAACGAUUAAAGGGUGAAAAGUCUUUCAAAAAAUUUAAUGAACCUAGUGUAAAAGAAUUAUCCACAAUAUUAAACGUAUUUUGGAAGAAAAAUAAGGAGCGAGUUUAACUUUUAAUAAGUACAUUAUUUUCUUAAAAAGAUAUAUACUGAUGAAAA